AUGGAGGUGGCUAUGGAAAGGUGUGAACUCCCUGAGCUGUCUGCCUUGUGGAUGGGUGAAAUUCUUGAAGCAUGUGGGAGUGGUGGGGACCAGGAUUGCAGAUUGCAGACUGCAGAUUGCAGCGCUCUUUCAGGUGAUGAAAUGGUGUGGAAUCUGAGAUUUCGUAGGAAACUCCAGCGAACAAUUGAUAAUGUUUGUGAAAUGCUCUUUGUUCUUUUAGGGAUGAAAUAUGUUAAGCUGAGGAUAGUGGAGGCAUUGCCUGCUAGUUGGAGCGGGAGCAGAGUUAGGAGGAGCAUAGGAAGAGAUGCUAUACCGACCUGCAUUGCCUCAGCUUCCCGCUGGUAUUGCCUAUAUUUUGUUGUCUAUGUGCUGUUGGGAGUGUACUUCGUCACCAAUUUGAUUCUUGCCGUUGUGUACGAUAGCUUUAAAGGUCAGCUUGUCAAACAAGUGGCUGAGAAGGAUCGUAGGAGGAUAACGACAUUGCAGAAGGCCUUUAAUCUUAUUGAUUGUGAUCUAUUCUUUAGAAACGUUCGUGCCACUUAUGCAGUGUGA
Ilex paraguariensis (yerba mate) is the source of this 552-nucleotide messenger RNA. NCBI's taxonomy places the organism in Eukaryota, Viridiplantae, Streptophyta, Magnoliopsida, Aquifoliales, Aquifoliaceae. The record is from the annotation of a GenBank genome assembly.